AUGCGGUUAUCAAUACUUUCUGUUUGGGGUUUUUUACUAUUAAUCUCGGUUAACCUUAUAUGUAUAUCGAGUGCCUCAACGGACUAUUACUCGAUACUUGGUGUGUCUCGAUCCGCGACUACAAAAGAAAUCAAAAAACGAUAUAAGGUGCUAGCAAAGAAAUAUCACCCGGAUAAAAAUCCUGAUGAUAAAGAGGUUGAAGAGAAGUUUGUGAAAAUAUCUCAUGCAUAUGAAGUUUUGGUAGACGAUGAAAAGCGCGAUAUAUAUGAUCGAUACGGUGAAGAAGGAUUGAAAGGGGAAAACCAGCCAUUCCAUAAUCCAUUUGAUAUAUUCGCACAGUUUUUUGGUGGUUCAGGACAUUUUGGUCACCAAAAGACUGAACGGAGAGGGCCAAAUAUGGCAGUAGAUCUGGAAGUCGAUCUUAAAGAAUUAUAUCUGGGCACGAAAUUUGAUGUCGACGUGUCAAAACAAGUUAUCUGUGAACAUUGUGGCGGGUCGGGCGCAAAAAACCCAGAUGACGUUGUUAAAUGUAGCGCGUGUGAUGGUCGUGGUGCGAAGUAUGUAAAACAAGUUAUGGGCUCGAAUAUAUUUCAGAUACAAACUACAUGUGAUGUAUGUGGUGGUAAAGGUAAAAUCGUGAAAACAAAAUGUCCGCAUUGUCAAGGGAAAAAAGUCCGAAGAGGAAGCGAACAAUUGACAGUGAAUAUUGAAAAGGGAAUGGCAGAAGGAGAACAAAUUAUAUUCGAGAAAGAAGGAGAUGAAUCACCCGAUAUAAUACCAGGAAAUAUUGUAUUAACUUUAAAAACAAUACCGCAUCCGGCAUUUACGCGGAAGGGAGAUAAUUUGUAUACUAAAGAAACCGUUACAUUAUUAGAGGCGUUAACAGGAUUCGAAAUAAAUAUUACACAUCUCGAUGACCGAACUGUCACAAUACGGCGAGAUAAAGUGACAUCACCCGGGUUCGUCGAGGUGAUUACCGGGGAAGGAAUGCCGCGGCACAAGUCAAAAAAUCAGUAUGGAAAUUUGUAUGUCGAGUUUACGGUGUCGUUUCCUACGUUUUUGGAUGAGGAGGUUAAAACGGGGUUAAAAAAAUUAUUUUUAAAACAAGAUACGGCGUCUACAGAUACGGGGUCUACAGAUGCGGGAAGGCAUUACGAACUAUAA
Molecule: messenger RNA, 1164 nt
Organism: Ambispora gerdemannii
Lineage: Eukaryota; Fungi; Glomeromycota; Glomeromycetes; Archaeosporales; Ambisporaceae
Source: the annotation of a GenBank genome assembly